AUGCACAUUACUUUGUUUGAGUUUAUCACUUCUAUAUUUUUCCUUUCAUCAAUUCCAGUUUCGAUUACAGCUGCAUAUCAGUACGACUAUGACUGGGUAUCUCGCCAUCUUGGAGCCCGAUCGCCAUAUAACCAGGAAGCUGGGGGUAGCAGUGACUCUAUCUUGAACGAAUACGACAUUGAACAAAUCCAAAUCGUCUUUCGGCAUGGUACACGACAACCCAACGAGGGCGACAAAGAAGACAUGGUUCGAUUGGCCCAGGUGUUGUCAACUAGUAAUAACGAUACUGUUUCUUGGGCUAGCAAGUUCAAUCCCGGUGACUAUCCAGAUGACCAAUUCGACCAACUCACAAAGAACGGUGAACGAGAGUUAUAUGAGAUGGGUGCUCGUAUGGGCAAGAAAUAUGCCGGCUUGCGGUCACAGCUCGUUGAGGAUGACAAAGGAUUAGCCCACCUGAAAAACAUUGCCAGCGACCAUUCACGUACCGUGCUCUCAGGCACACAGUUUACCAAAGGAUUUUUCGAGGGCAGCGGCGUUGAUAACGUUCCCAUGACAAAGAUCAGUGCUGAACAAGAUACAACGAUAUACUCGAUUACUAAUUGUCCCGAACACGGCGAGGAGGUUGGCAAGACCCCAAAGAAGGAAAUGCAUAAAUACCUCGACAAGGCCUAUCCAUCCAGUGCAGAGCGUAUAAAUGCGGAUUUGGGAGUACAGAUAUCGGCCCGUGAUGUAUAUUAUAUUUCGCUUUCAUGCGCCUAUGAAGCAUCCAUCUACCACCGCGUCGAUACUUUCUGCUCGCUCCUUACGAAAAAAGACUUUGCCAUUUCUGAAUAUGCGUUUGACAUCAAAUACUCACACAAGUACUCAUACCCGUUUCCGAUCAAUUCGUUGUUGGCCUGCGAUUUGGUCAAGGAAAUUGCCGCCGAUUUGGACAGUGGUUUCCAAGGGAACCAAGACGCACCACUUCUUUCGCUCAAGCAUGGUCAUUCCAUGACAGUGUUGUCAUUGGCAGACCGUCUUGGUAUCCACAAGGAUGAUUUCCUUUUGAAGGCCGACGCUUCUCAAGACCAGAUCGAUAGCCGCUUGUUUCGAACGUCGGAGGAUGACAUGUAUGGUGCUAAUAUCAUGUUCCAGUUAUUGAGCAAGAAAGGAACCAAAGACAAAUUUGUCCGUAUUCUCCUCUCUGAAGUGCCAACAGUCUUGCCUGGUUGCGAUUCUGAAGUUUGCCCUUACGAGACCUUCAGGAACGUUGUCGAGCCGCUGCUUCAGUGUAAUCGCGAACAAGCCUGCAAUGGUGGCGCCCAAAGAUAA
Messenger RNA from Zychaea mexicana, 1311 nucleotides. RefSeq names its product histidine phosphatase superfamily. The record is from RefSeq and is a predicted model, not a curated record. Gene Ontology annotation, molecular function: acid phosphatase activity; inositol phosphate phosphatase activity. The transcript has a single exon. Lineage: Eukaryota; Fungi; Mucoromycota; Mucoromycetes; Mucorales; Lichtheimiaceae. Bases 1 to 1311 code for a protein of 436 amino acids.